Molecule: messenger RNA, 1215 nt
Organism: Cyphellophora europaea CBS 101466
Lineage: Eukaryota; Fungi; Ascomycota; Eurotiomycetes; Chaetothyriales; Cyphellophoraceae
Exons: 1
Coding region: 1-1215 (404 amino acids)
Molecular function (GO): aminopeptidase activity
Source: RefSeq, a predicted model, not a curated record
AUGAACCCCUCCCAACCGCGCCAACGCGUCCGCUCCCUCCUCCCCCACCUCCAUCUCGGCUUCCACGCUCCGGGCCCCCUCAACUCCCUGACCGACGUUCCCGGCGUCCUCGUGCACACCAGCUCCAUUCACCGGCCGGCAGGCCACAACCCGUCACGCCCCGCCUCCGUAAUCAACACGGGCGUCACCACCAUCCUCCCGCGCCGCGCCUGGUUCGACUCGGCCUGCUACGCCGCCAUCUUCAGCUUCAACGGCUCCGGCGAACUCACCGGCAGCCACUGGAUCAACGAGACCGGCCUGCUCAACAGCCCCGUCGUGCUGACCAACAGCUUCUCGGUCGGGUCCUGCUACGAGGGCAUCUACCGCUACGCCGCGCGCGAAUACGCCGACAAACACACCGGCCUCGCCGAUUUCUUCCUGGUGCCGGUUGUGGGCGAGACCUACGAUGGCUUCAUGAACGACAUUGCCGCCAUGGCCGUGACGCCGGACAUGGUGGUGAAAGGCAUCGAGGCCGCGAGCGCCGAUGCCGUGCCGGAGGGGAACACCGGCGGCGGCACGGGCAUGCUGACCAUGGGCUUCAAAGCCGGGACGGGCAGCGCCAGUCGCGUCGUACGAGGUAUCGUCCGCGGCGAGAAGCGCGAUUUCACCGUAGGCGCCCUCGUCCAGUCCAACUUUGGCAAGAUGCAGGACUUGCAUUUCGGCAGCGUACCCGUGGGGCGGAUCUUUGAGGAGCAGGACCGGCAGAAGAAGGAGCAAGAGCAAAAUCAAAGCCAACCCUUGCCCGAGCGCAAGAAAGAUGGCUCCAUCAUCGUCAUCCUCGCGACCGACGCCCCGCUCCACCCCACGCAGCUGGGCCGGCUCGUCAAGCGCGCCACCGUCGGCCUCUCGCGCGCCGGCGGCUUCGGCUCCAACUCGUCGGGCGACAUUUUCCUCGCCUUCUCCACCGCCAGCGAGGUUCCCCGGGAGCCGCCCACGGACGCCGGCAUGAGCACGUGGGACGCGCGGCUGACGGCACGGGUGGAGCAGAGUGUCGACGUGGUGCAGGACACGACCAUCAAUGGCCUGUUUGAGGCGGCGGCCGAGGUCGUGCACGAGGCGAUUCUGAAUGCCAUGUGCAUGGCCGAGGGGAUGGAGGGGCCGGAGGGCCAGAGGAUGGAGGCGAUUGAUUUGGAGAGGGUGAGGGCCGUGGUGGAGGGGUAUGGGGCGGGGAGGUGA